Ochotona princeps (American pika) is the source of this 4083-nucleotide messenger RNA. RefSeq names its product PR/SET domain 4 (gene PRDM4). The coding region runs from base 406 to 2799 and encodes 797 amino acids. Gene Ontology annotation, cellular component: cytoplasm; nucleus. The record is from RefSeq and is a predicted model, not a curated record. The transcript has 12 exons. Lineage: Eukaryota; Metazoa; Chordata; Mammalia; Lagomorpha; Ochotonidae. Gene Ontology annotation, molecular function: DNA-binding transcription factor activity, RNA polymerase II-specific; histone methyltransferase binding; histone deacetylase binding. Gene Ontology annotation, biological process: regulation of transcription by RNA polymerase II; cell fate commitment; transcription by RNA polymerase II.
CCUGGCUGAGGCGGCGGGCCGGGCGGGGCCGGGCGGGAAGCGUCAGGCCCCGGGGCGCGGGGCGCGGGGCUCGGCCGGGCAGCUCCGCCCGGAUGAGGAACAAAGCGGCGGGGCUGGCGCGCGCGGCCGGCAGGUUGGGCAGCCUCCUUCCCGAAGCUUCCGGAGGAGAGGCCUCGAGGGUGCCCCGGCAUGCUCCGUCCCGUGGCGGCGUCCACGGGUCCUGGCCCUCGGACCAAGUUGGAUGGCCCCGGGCGGCCCCGUGCAGCGGGGACCUCGCUUGUGCAGCGGUUGUGAGCAAGAUGAGGUCGCACGUGAGGCCGGAGCACAAUUCCUGAUGCUGGUCCCCCGCCGCCGCCCGAGCGCGCUUUUCUCUCCGAACUUGGCCCCAAGCACCUGCAUCACAGGAUGAAUGAAAUGAACCUCAGCCCCGUGGGCAUGGAGCAGCUGACGUCAUCCUCCGUGAGCAACGCCUUGCCGGUCUCAGGAAGUCACCUGGGGCUGGCCGCCUCCCCCUCUCACAGUGCCAUCCCUGCCCCAGGCCUGCCAGUGGCAAUUCCAAACCUGGGUCCCUCCCUGAGUUCUCUGCCUUCUGCUUUGUCCCUGAUGCUCCCGAUGGGUAUUGGGGAUCGAGGGGUGAUGUGUGGAUUACCUGAGAGGAACUACACCCUACCUCCGCCGCCGUACCCCCACCUGGAGAGCAGCUACUUCAGGACAAUUCUACCUGGCAUUUUGUCUUACUUAGCUGACAGGCCGCCUCCUCAGUACAUCCACCCCAACUCCAUCAAUGUCGACGGCAACACAGCACUGUCGAUUGCCAAUAACCCUUCAGCAUUAGAUCCCUAUCAGUCCAGUGGCAGCGUCGGGUUAGAGCCGGGCAUCGUGUCCAUAGACUCUCGCUCUGUGAACACACACGGUGCCCAGAGUCUUCAUCCCAGUGAUGGCCAUGAGGUGGCCCUGGACACAACCAUCGCCAUGGAGAAUGUUUCUCGGGUUACCAGCCCCAUCUCUACGGAAGGCAUGGCGGAGGAGCUGGCGAUGGACGGUGUGGCUGGCGAGCAUCCCCAGAUCCCGAGUGGCUCCAGGAGUCACGAGCCUCUGUCCGUGGAUUCUGUGAGCAGCAGCCUUGCGGCGGAUGCUGUAGGACAUGGUGCUGUGAUGCCGAUGCACGGCAACGGCCUGGAGCUCCCUGUCGUCAUGGAGACGGACCAUAUUUCCAGCCGGGUCAGCGGCCUGUCCGACAGUGCCCUCGGUGACUCCAUCCACACCGUGGCCAUGAGCACCAACUCUGUAAGCGUGGCACUCUCUACCUCACACAACCUCGCCUCCCUAGAAUCCGUUUCCCUCCACGAAGUUGGCCUCAGCCUAGAACCUGUGGCUGUUUCCUCCAUCACGCAGGAGGUUGCUAUGGGGACAGGCCAUGUAGAUGUGUCUUCAGACAGUCUUUCUUUUGUACCACCUUCACUGCAAAUGGAAGACUCCAAUUCAAACAAGGAAAACAUGGCAACCUUGUUUACAAUUUGGUGUACUCUGUGUGACCGAGCCUACCCCUCGGACUGUCCUGAUCACGGCCCUGUGACCUUUGUUCCUGACACGCCGAUAGAGAGCAGGGCAAGGCUGUCCCUGCCGAAGCAGCUGGUCCUGCGCCAGUCGAUGGUGGGAGCGGACGUAGGGGUGUGGGCUGGAGAAACCAUUCCUGUGCGAACCUGCUUUGGACCUCUGAUUGGCCAGCAGAGUCACUCCAUGGAAGUGGCAGAAUGGACAGACAAGGCAGUGAACCACGUCUGGAAGAUCUAUCACAAUGGUGUCCUGGAAUUCUGCAUCAUUACAACUGAUGAAAAUGAAUGUAACUGGAUGAUGUUUGUGCGCAAGGCCAGGAACCGAGAAGAGCAGAAUUUGGUGGCGUAUCCCCAUGAUGGAAAGAUCUAUUUCUGCACCUCCCAGGACAUCCCUCCUGAAAAUGAACUGCUUUUCUAUUAUAGUCGAGAUUAUGCUCAGCAGAUUGGUGUUCCUGAACACCCAGAUGUGCACCUCUGUAACUGUGGCAAGGAGUGCAGUUCUUACACAGAAUUCAAAGCUCAUCUGACCAGCCACAUCCAUGACCAUCUUCCUAGCCAGGGCCACAACAGCAGCCACGGGCCAAGCCACAGCAAAGAAAGGAAGUGGAAGUGCUCUAUGUGCCCUCAAGCUUUUAUCUCUCCUUCCAAACUCCACGUCCACUUUAUGGGUCACAUGGGAAUGAAGCCCCACAAGUGUGAUUUCUGUAGCAAGGCUUUUAGUGACCCCAGCAACCUGCGGACCCACCUCAAGAUACAUACAGGUCAGAAGAACUACAGGUGUACCCUGUGUGACAAGUCUUUCACCCAGAAAGCUCACCUGGAGUCCCACACGGUCAUCCACACGGGCGAGAAGAAUCUCAAGUGUGACUACUGCGAUAAGCUGUUCAUGCGGAGGCAGGACCUCAAGCAGCACGUGCUCAUCCACACCCAAGAACGCCAGAUCAAGUGUCCCAAGUGUGAUAAGCUAUUCUUGAGAACAAAUCACUUAAAGAAGCAUCUCAAUUCUCAUGAAGGAAAACGAGAUUAUGUGUGUGAGAAAUGUACGAAGGCUUAUCUAACCAAAUACCAUCUCACCCGGCACUUGAAGACCUGCAAAGGACCCACCUCCAGUUCCUCAGCCCAAGAGGAGGAAGAAGAGGAGGACUCGGAGGAGGAAGACCUUGCCGAGUCUGUGGGGACAGAAGACUGUAGGAUGGGCAGUGCUCUGUAUUCCACGGAGGAGUCUCUGUCCACACACAAAUAGGAGAACUUUCUGUGGCUGGGAACUGCAAAGGGAAGAACACACGGGACAGUCGUCCUCCACGGUGACUUGGAUAGAAAACCAGCUGAUUGCUCUCCUGCCAAUAGUCAAAACAGACUGUGGGAAUGGAUGAAGCGCUUAGGGAAGUGUAUGUUAUUGAAACACUUUAAAGCUGAAGAGCGCAUGUGUCGUGUUCGUGCGUGAUAGGGAGGAAAGUGUCAGCUUUUUACGUGACCAUCUGGUGGAGGCCUUUACGCCUGCAUCCAGCCUGCCUUCUGCCUAGACAAAUCAGAACUACUUCAUGAUCUUCCAUUAUUCCCUUCGCCUCCCAGCCCUCUGGGAGCAUGCUAAAUUUGGUCCCCACCCAACAGGUAUCUCAGUUGCUGACUGAGCUUUAUAUACCCUUCGAUGGUUUACGCUCUUUCCAGAACAGGUUGUGACAUAACCUGUAAGAGUGCUAGCCUUCAGUGCAGCUAACAAGCGCAAAGCAGCACCUGCCUUAACCUCUCCCGGCUCCUCCAGAUUUUGGCAUGGAUCUUCCCAAAUUUUCAGCAGAUGCUAGAGGCCACAUUUUAAAAGAAGCAGACAGCCAGGAGAGACGCCUGACUACUGUCCAGGACCCUGUCUCUGGUGGCAGCCAGGGUGCAUCGCCUAGUUCUUGUUUUGGAGAGAUCAUAGCCAGGUGUGCACAGGUGGUUCUCUGUCUCCAGUCCAGCCCCCAGCUAAGUCAUAGGGUACUUGGAGCCCAAAUCAUGCCUGCUGGAUUGUCUGUUGACAGCAGUAACCUGUGGACUCACUCACAGCGUGGUACCUCCACCCAUAUUUGAUUUCCCCAAUGAAAACUCCAGAACCAUUGGAAUGUUGCCCAGUCGAAGCAAUGGGAGACUCCAGGUGCAGUUUUGCAUCUUUGAGGACAGGCCUUCCACUUGCGUCACCAGGUGAACAUGGACAGUGCCAGAGGAUUUGGCAAGGAAGGAAGGGCACCCUCCAGGCUCAGCCCUGCAGUGACUCAGCUUGGCUUGUGAUCUUUCCAUGUGGUCAUUGUGUGCUACAUGCGUAUCCAGCUUUUAACCAGAGAAGUAGUAACCGUAAGUCGACAGGGUUGGUGGAACCUGCUCUCCUGCUCAGAGGCACACCCUCUGGUCUGGAGCAGAGCACUCUGGUGGGAAGGUUUGCUGCUAUUGUAUUUAUGGAAUGAAUGUAUUUCAUUCAAAUCUGUAUUCCUCUAGGAAGGAUGAAAAUAAAAACACCUUUUUAAAAUACAAGAUUCCUUUUGUAUCUCUUAUU